Molecule: messenger RNA, 1154 nt
Organism: Amorphotheca resinae ATCC 22711
Lineage: Eukaryota; Fungi; Ascomycota; Leotiomycetes; Helotiales; Amorphothecaceae
Exons: 2
Coding region: 72-1151 (359 amino acids)
Biological process (GO): translational initiation
Cellular component (GO): eukaryotic translation initiation factor 3 complex, eIF3m
Molecular function (GO): translation initiation factor binding; metallopeptidase activity; translation initiation factor activity
Source: RefSeq, a predicted model, not a curated record
CGAGGGGGAAUUUGCACUAUUUACGAUCCUAUUCACACCUCCGUCGGACUUCCACUCUACAACCACCCAGCAUGGCGGUCAAGACUGAAUCCUUCUUGCAUCUUGCGCGCCCCCUUGCGCCCUCGGUGAUCGGGGUCCAGCCUACGACGGCACCUUUGAAUGUCAUAAUUCAGCCACAAGCCAUAUUCUCGAUCCUCGACCAUGCGAUCCGACGCGAUAUUCGGGAUACACAAUCCACAAGAGUCAUCGGGGCCCUUCUCGGUGUCCGUUCUGAGGAUGGCAUGGAAGUCGAAGUGCGAAACUGCUUCGCGAUCCCACACACUGAAAACGAAGACCAGGUCGAGGUAGACGUCGAAUACCAAAAGAACAUGCUCGCAUUACAAUUAAAGGCCAACCCCCGAGAGGUCUUGCUGGGAUGGUACACGACGGAUCUCACCCUCAACAGCUUCAGUGCUUUGAUCCAAAAUUUCUUUGCUAGCCCAGAAACCGGAACUUUCCCUCACCCAGCUGUUCAUUUGACUGUUUCAACGGAGCCUGGAAAAGAGAUUGAAGCGAAAGCAUACAUCAGUGCACCUGUCGGAGUCAACGCUGAACGUGCAGCGGAAAGCUGUCUCUUCAUUCCAGUGCCCUACGAGAUCCGUUACGGCGAAUCCGAAAAGAGCGGUCUUGAACUCAUUUCCGGAGCGAAAGACAGCGAGAACCGUGCAGCACCAGUUGUCUCAGACAUCGAGGGUUUGGAGCGAGCUAUUGACCAAACAAUCGAUCUUUUGGAGCGCGUUUCGGAAUAUGUCAGCUCAGUUUUGGAUGAGGAGAGAGAGCCAUCGAACGCUUUGGGACAAUUCCUCAUGAACGCUUUGUCCUUGGCACCCAAAGUCGACCCUCAAGAUAUUGAGCGCGAUUUCAACAACCAUAUCCAGGAUGUUCUUGUUGUUUCAUAUCUGGCAAACACUAUCCGGAGUCAGAUUGAUCUUUCUCAGAGGUUAGCAACCUCUACUCUCACGAUGGGUGGAUCGGAUGCUCUCGCAGCAACGGGCGGCGGGGAAGGAGGCGAGAAGGGAGAGCGUGGCGGUCAGCGAGGUGGAAAACGUGGCGGCAGAGGUGGAGGAAAUCGUGGGGGUGGCCAGCGAGAGCCGCGAGAGCCAAGUGAGUAGAUG